Molecule: messenger RNA, 857 nt
Organism: Pseudomyrmex gracilis
Lineage: Eukaryota; Metazoa; Arthropoda; Insecta; Hymenoptera; Formicidae
Gene: C1q-VP
Exons: 3
Coding region: 139-630 (163 amino acids)
Molecular function (GO): protein binding
Source: RefSeq, a predicted model, not a curated record
GGUGAACGAUUCACUAGUACAAGCUAGGAGGUGAUAUAAAGGCGCACGCGGCUCUGAUUUGGUCUGAUUUGGUCUGUAACACGGGAGAACUAGUUUGAUAGCGGGAAGUCCGUCGCUGCCACACCACUUUUUACCAUCAUGGUGGUGUGGGCGGUGUUGAUAUUGGCAGCGGCCGCGUUGAUCGAUGCAGCGGUACCAGAUCCACCGGAAAAUCAGCCUGGUAUCACGACGAUCGGUUCCAAAAAAUUAGCGACUGCCGCCGACUGCGCCGGAGUCGUCGCCUUCUCUGCUACUCAAGGAUCGGUGCAUGAAGCCAGACUCGUACUUGCCGACACUCUGGUGGACAAAGGAGUCGGUUAUGCAGCGGAAACGGGGAUUUUCACCACGCAUUGUCCAGGCCUCUAUCAAUUCAGCUUCGCCGGGUACGGUAGCACGGACCUGCGGCUAACCUUGAAACGCAAACUGAACAAAUCCGACAGUUGGAGACCGAUUGUCAGCGUUGGUCCAGGCGGAGGAAGCAAUCUCGUACUAUUGGACACCGAAGCUGGUGAUCAAUUCGCUGUCUUCGUUGAGUCCGGCAAGAUUGCCGACGGGGCCACUUUCACGGCCCAUCGCGUUUACAAAAGAUAAGCAUCUGAGAAAAAAGAUGAGAACGCUCCAGCAAAAUCUAAAUGUUGUGCGAAUAUCGGAAAUAUUUUUUACGGUCUCAUUUCGAAGGCUUUAUAUUUGAAAAAGUUUAUAAAAUUUGUAGUUCUAAAAAUUUCUCGAGAUAAAUUCGAUAUUCUGUGAUAGCUACUUUUCUCCUUGCGUUUUCUUCUUUGAUUUUUAUCUUUCACUUUGCGCUUUUAUUAACUCUC